Messenger RNA from Entrophospora candida, 202 nucleotides. The record is from the annotation of a GenBank genome assembly. Lineage: Eukaryota; Fungi; Glomeromycota; Glomeromycetes; Entrophosporales; Entrophosporaceae.
AAAUAAACCUAUUGAGCAAAUUACUGAUUCAGUAAAUGAAUCUUUAUCCACUUCUAUCUGUAGUGCAACUGUUCGUAAUUAUCUUCAUGAAGAAGGUUAUCAAGAACUUCUUAGAGAUAAUCUAUUACCCUUUCUUGAUGGACUGGGGGAUGGUUCUUUUACAUUUCAGGAUGACAAUGCUCCUGUUCAUACAGCUGGUGUA